This is a messenger RNA of Dermatophagoides farinae (American house dust mite), 1164 nucleotides long. The record is from RefSeq and is a predicted model, not a curated record. NCBI's taxonomy places the organism in Eukaryota, Metazoa, Arthropoda, Arachnida, Sarcoptiformes, Pyroglyphidae.
AUGAGAAAAAUGGAAGAACAAAAACGUUUACGAGAAAAAAUUGCCCAAGAAAAGGCAGAGAAAAGAAAAAUUUUUCAAACAGUUUGUAGCGGCCAAACCAUCAGUAGUCAACAUUCAUCUGGUAAUAUCAAUAGUAAAAAUCUAGAGCAAUCAACAAUUAAUCCACAAAUCAUGCAAAUUAAAAAUGUAUCACCAAUAAAAACGCCUACGCCAAUAGCUAAAACAUCAUCUUUAGAUAAAACAGCUACGUCGAAGACAACAGCACAGAAAAUAAAACCAUCAACAUCGAUACAAAUAUCCGGUCUAGCCAUUGAUGUUCGUGAAAGUUUACUAAGAAAAAUAACACGACCAUUUGGAAUGGUUGAAUCGAUCGUAUUCAUUGAACAACAACAACAACAAAAUCAUCAUGAAUCAAAAUGUGCUAUUGUAAAAUUUAAACAAUCAAAUGAUGCGAAAAAAUUUAUGGAUAACUGUCAUACGGAUCCUACCAUAUUGACACAGACAUUAAUGUCGGACAAAUUACCAACAUUAUCAUUCAUUAAUAAUAAUUGGUUUGUUUUUAAUUUCUUCUUUCUCUUUUAAAAAUUAUAAUAUCCUGACAACACUAUAUAUAUAUAUACUCUAUAAUUUCAAACCAGAACAAAUUCCUAUAAUGAAACGAAAAUUGAACCUUAAUGACAAUCAAAAGUAUGUGUGUGUGUGUAGAUUCAAUUCUACAAAUCAUCAUCAACACAUUAGUUAUAUCAUAUACAUUACAAUCUCGUGAUGAAUAAUGUGAUCAGUAAAAUUUUUUUGUUUUCAAUUUCCUAAAGGCUAUAUAAUAGAGCUCAAUAUAUAUUUUGUAUAAUUAUAAAUUCAAAUUAAUUAUUUUGACCACCGGCAAGCAAAAGUAUAGGACUUGCUAAAAAUAACUUUAAAAAAAAAUUCAUCUUCCGUUAUUUUUUUUCAACAAAGUUUCUUAUAUAUUUGAAUCAUAGGCAAAUUUUGUUUUUUUUGUUAACUCGAUCCAUAAUGAUGAUCACUUAUUCCUAGUUUUCAUGUUUGAUCCGUUUUUUUUUUUGUUACAUUCAAGUAUGUGUGAGUGUGUGUGUGUGUGUGUGUACCUGGUGAUGUUUUAGUGAUCACCAAAAUCAAACAUUGAUUUAGUGUGCCUGUGAUGUUGUU